Molecule: messenger RNA, 261 nt
Organism: Strongylus vulgaris
Lineage: Eukaryota; Metazoa; Nematoda; Chromadorea; Rhabditida; Strongylidae
Source: the annotation of a GenBank genome assembly
AUGAAAUUUUUUCUGGUGCUAACAAUUUUCUUCGCUAUUGUGUUGUCUAUAAAUGCGCAAUGGGGCUACGGACCAUGGUAUAAUUCCUACUUCGACCGCGAUUAUGACGACUAUGGUUUCUACGGUCCUCGUUUCCAUUAUGGCUAUAGACCUUUUGGUUAUAACCCUUACGGCUAUGGAUUUUACGGCUCUCAAAACCCUUUUAGGGGUGCGAUACAUGGAGCCUUAACCGGAGCUUUGCUUGGUGCUUUGAACGGAUGA